AUGUCAGUUACUGUGAAGAAUGGUAACUCUUUGUUUUUGAUCAACUAUGCUACCCAGAUAAUUUGCUUUGUCGUUGUGACACCGCUGGUAUGGUUACGGAUCCUUGUUCGGUGGCGUUUGAAGCGCGCCCUAGGAAUUGACGAUGCGGCAUGUGUUAUCGGAUGGGUUCUGUUCAUGGGCUAUUGUGCAAAUGCCUUGAUAUAUGGAUUCUCGGGGGGCACCAUCCCACCCUCAGAGCUGAGCCAUGAAGAGUUUGAGCAAUGCAUCAAGAUCUCCUAUGUGGCAACCGCCAUUUAUGCACCCACAGCUCUUUUCGUCAAGAGCAGCCUGAUAUAUGUUCUGAUCCGGGUAUUUCAACCAUUUUAUACAGGCAUGAUAGCCUUGUACUGUCUUCUCGGUGUGACAAUCGGUUACUACUUCAUAAUCACUUUCAUCAAGAUCUUUAUUUGCAACCCCGUCUCGGCCUAUUGGCGACAAUCCGAAAGUGAAAAUGCGACUUGCUUGAGCCAACCCGGAGUUAUCAUCGCAGAUUCUGUUAUCAGCUUCUUGACGGACAUUGCAAUUUUCGCAUUUCCAGUUGCCUUGACCUGGUCCUUGCAAAUGCCGAUUUGGAAGAAGAUCCGCGUUGUCUUUCUUCUGGGUCUUGGAGGUAUCGCCGUUGCUUUCAGCCUCUUCCGACUUGUCAUUGGUGUCCACGAGAAGGAUAGACCCCACGAAACGACCAUGUUCAUGAAAUCUAUUUUGACCGCAAACGCAGAGAUUGGUCUCGGUCUCGUUUGUGCCUGUCUUCCAGCCUUGAAUGUUCUCACAACACACAACAAACAGCGUGCACCCGAAGCGAAAGGAAUCUUUACUCGUCGCAAGAAAAAUGCCAAAUCAACAAAUCGCAUAUUUGACGGGGACCAGUUUUCACAUACACAACUGAGCAGCUGUGCUCGCCGGGGCUCGACUGACUCAGCUGAACUUAUGGCUAGCCAUCAAGCCUCGGGGUUUCCUGUUGGUGACGGAAGUGAUACAAUAAUCAAAAUGGUUUCAUUAAAUCAACGCUGGGAAACCGCGUCACAGAGUAACCAAAGAACCGACCGAUCAGACAUAAUAUAA
Messenger RNA from Penicillium manginii, 1101 nucleotides. RefSeq lists its product as uncharacterized. The record is from RefSeq and is a predicted model, not a curated record. Lineage: Eukaryota; Fungi; Ascomycota; Eurotiomycetes; Eurotiales; Aspergillaceae. Bases 1 to 1101 code for a protein of 366 amino acids. The transcript has 7 exons.